Molecule: messenger RNA, 1227 nt
Organism: Paramecium sonneborni
Lineage: Eukaryota; Ciliophora; Oligohymenophorea; Peniculida; Parameciidae
Source: the annotation of a GenBank genome assembly
AUGUAUAAAUUGUAAAAUAGUUCAGCAAGAAUGGCAUAAAAUGCAAGUACUAUAAAAGUUGAUAGUUGUUUUGGUAAAUAAUCAAUAGCCUCUGUGAAUUCUAUGGAUUAAAAAGAGGUUUAAGAGAAUUCAGCAAUUAAAGAAAGUAACAUUUUAAGAAUAUAGUUAAAAAUAAUCUUAAAUGAAGUAUUUUUGAAAGAAUGGAUUAAUAGAGUGGAUAGGAUUCAUAAAUAAAUCGAAAAUGGAACUAUUUAAAAAUAAUAAAAUUAAACUCAAAUUUAAAAUCAUAAGGAUAUGAUAAUAAUAAGUAACAAACUCAAAAUCUUAAUGGAAUAGAUUGUAAUAUAGUUUUAAGUGUAUUAAAUCGUAUAAAAGGUGUGAAUAAGAUGUGUGCUAGAUUUCUAAUUAAAAGUUAAGAAAAUAUAAUUUUAUCAGACUUAGCUACAGUUUUUAAGUGUUUUACAUGAUCCUAAGUUAAAAGAUGAACAUAAAUAAAUCUCAUUUAGUUUAGAUCCAAUAAUUAUACCAAAUCAAUAGAAAUUUAAGUAAUAAUAAAGAGUUUGUUGGCCUUAUGCUUAUGUAGAACGAAAUAUUAUUUAAGAUACUGAAUUGGCUAAAAUAUUAUUUGAUGCAGAUUAUUUAUUAAAAUUAAUGAGUUUAGGUGUUGAAAGUGAUAGAAAGACUCCUUUUAAAUAUCCAUUAGAGUUAUAAUAAUUAGGAUUGAAUUCAAAUUCAUCUAUGGGAAAACAAAAAUAAUAAUAAAUGUUAUGUAGAUUUUGGCUUAUUCCUUAACAAUGUUUAAUUAACAAUAAAUAUGUAAUAGAUGAUAUUUUAGUUGAUUGUUAAGCUAGGUAAUUAGAAAGAGUAAAUAAUAAUAAAUUACAAGAUAAAAUAUGCCAAGAUGUUAAUGAUAAAGCAUAUUAAUUUGCUGCUAAAUUUACUUAAUUAUAUGAUAAAGCAAAAUAUUAUCCAAUUUUUAAUAGAUUGAAAUAAUUAUUCAAAGCAGUUGCUUUAGGAAGAUGGAUAUUUAUUAAAUUUAGAUUAAACUAAUGUUCUAUUCAUAAUGAAUAUAAAUGUUAUUUGUGUCUAGAUUUAAUUACAUCUUAAGAUCUUAAACCAAAAAGUUGUAUUAUCAAUAAUUAUAGAUAUAUUUUUCAUUAGAACUGUUACAAUGAAUAUUAAGAGAUUAUAAAUAGAAAACAUGAUGAUGAUGAUGAUUUAUAUUGA